Molecule: messenger RNA, 6795 nt
Organism: Rhincodon typus (whale shark)
Lineage: Eukaryota; Metazoa; Chordata; Chondrichthyes; Orectolobiformes; Rhincodontidae
Gene: p4htmb
Product: prolyl 4-hydroxylase, transmembrane b
Exons: 9
Coding region: 230-1666 (478 amino acids)
Biological process (GO): peptidyl-proline hydroxylation to 4-hydroxy-L-proline
Cellular component (GO): endoplasmic reticulum
Molecular function (GO): procollagen-proline 4-dioxygenase activity; iron ion binding; L-ascorbic acid binding
Source: RefSeq, a predicted model, not a curated record
GAGGAGACGUGGUGACGUUUCCCGGAGGCUCGCUCCGUGUCGCUCGCGAGCUCAAGUUUGAAAAUAACGGCCGCGGGCGGAGCGGGUAGAAUGAGGGGAGGGGCAGAGAGAGGGGCACACUAAGGAGAAGUGGGGGGGGAUUGGGGGCGGGGAGGCACAGGGGUCCACUUACCGGAACCAAGCUGGGUCUGGGGGGGACGGGGACCUAUCAAAUGUUUGCCGGCUGAAGAUGUCGCAGAAGGACAGUGUGUGCUCGCGUUCUUAUUUCGUGGUUGUCAUGGUGUUUGUCCACGUUUACAUCCUCAAUGUGAUGGCCUUGCUGCUGUACGUCUACUACACCAGCGAGAGCGCGCACUCGCCCACCGACAGCGGCGCGCUCCCGCCAAGCGGUCAAGGCGCGGCCCCGCCGCAGGGACCACUCGUCCCGUCACAGCCACCGUCACCGGAACCCGUCUCCCAGCAGCAACAACAACAACAAGCUAUGGUGCUCGGCCGCCUGCGCCGGCUGGAGGGCAUCAAGGUUGGCCACAAGCAAAAGGUGGAUCUGGUUCCUAACAAAAUACACUACUUGAAAACACUGAGCCUAAAACCACUUCUGUUUGAAAUUGCUAACUUCCUUUCAGAGGAGGAAUGCAAACUCGUCAUACAUCUAGCAAAGUUGAAGGGUCUCCAAGAGAGCCAGAUUACGCCAUCUGACAUUCAACAGGAGGCCAUUGAUGAGAUGGAUAUCAGCAAGGAGGAAAUUUUCAACUUACUUGACUACAAUCAGGAUGGACAGCUACAAAUGAAAGAGGUCUUGACCCAUACACGUUUCGGCGAUGGAGUCUGGAUUACUCCUGAAAAUAUUCGAGAAAUCUACACGGGUCUUGAGGCUGACCCUGAUGGAAAUGGUUUGCUGAGCUUGGAGGAAUUUAAACAACUUAACACAAAUGCUUUUCAAACAUACCUGCGACAACGUGGGGUGCAGAAGUCCGAAUUGGUUCGCAACAGCAAACAUACGUGGCUGUAUCAGGGUGAAGGAGCACACCAGAUCUUAAGAACUAUUCGACAUAGGGUGAUCAGAUUGACAAAGUUACCUCCUGAGAUAGUAGAGCAUAGUGAACCAUUGCAGGUGGUGAAGUAUGAUCAAGGAGGGCACUAUCAUGCUCACCAUGACAGUGGACCAAUCUACGCAGAGACCAGUUGCUUCCACACAAAACUGGUAGCAAAUGGAUCCACUCCAUUAGAAACUUCCUGUCGGUAUGUGACAGUGCUGUUUUAUUUGAACAAUGUUUCUGGAGGAGGGGAGACUGCUUUUCCUGUAGCAGACAAUAGAACGUAUGAUGAACUGUCUUUAAUCCAGAAUGACGUGGAUUUACGAGAUACACGGAGAAACUGUGACCGAGCCAACCUGCUGGUGAAGCCUUUGCAAGGCACUGCUCUCUUCUGGUACAACUACCUCUCUGAUGGUGAAGGUUGGGUGGGUGAGCAAGAUGAGUACUCAUUGCACGGUGGCUGCGUCGUCACCAAAGGAACCAAAUGGAUUGCCAACAACUGGAUCAACAUUGACCCAGAUGCACAGCGUCAAAAUCAGUUCCAACAAGCAGUUUCCAAAUACACAAAUGAAGAAGGUCCUGCAGAGUGGGCAGUUGAUAAUAUUUAUAAAGACUUGCAUGUAGAGCUGUGAAUGUGUUCCAAAACAGAAUGUUUUUGAAUGCUUAAUGUGGACAAACUUCCUUUUUUAUUUGUCCAUCUUCAAUCAGGGUUUAAAGAGAAAAUAUGUUGUGAUCAAUUGCCUUCAGUCAUGAAUGUUUAACUUUACCUUCAGCUUCCAGUGGCUGAAUACUGGCAGGCUAUUUGACCGCAUGUUGCAUCACAGCCCAGCCUGAUCCUGUCCCUGCCUGACGUGUGCUUCAGAACAUGGAUCAGUGGCUAAUGAUUAGAAGUAACACCAAGCCAUAUUGUUUUUAUUACUUUAUUCUUUCUAUUUCAAUUUUAAUCUGCCCUGCUCUGGCCAAGAAUGUGGGCAGGCAUUUGAGCUGCUCAGACUUUUAUUUUUCUUUAGUUCUAACAGAGGAUGACACCCAAAAUACCAUGAUGGUCCAAUGCAGUUGCUGUGCUGAUGCUGUGUAUUUCCAGGAUCCUGUUUUAAAUUUUAGAUUUCCCAGCAUUCGUGCCUUCUUAAUUCAAUUAUUAUGACCAUUCACUCUUCCUUCUUUUAACAAUAUGUUUCAAAUCUGCUCAACAAGUCCAAUACAAGCUUUGCAGAGGGAUUAUUGAGCCCUGUAAACCAAGAAAGUCCUAGCAUAAAUCCCUGUUCCAUGCUGUGUUCACUAAUCUGUCAAGAUGGUGAUGGGAGCUGUCAGUCAUUUUGGAGUGAAUACCUUCUGAUUUGAUAUUUAGGUAAACUUACUGGAAGUGAGAGUCUCACGAGGCAAAGGGAAAGUACUAGAUUUGAUUGUGAUUUGAUUAAGUUGAAUCUUGCCAACAAACCCUAAGCUCAGGAGAAGAAUGGCUACUUGGACCAGGGACCAAAUGGCAGAGAGUGCCUCUGAAACCAUAUUUCAGUAAGUAAUUAGGACCUUCAGGAGAGCAAAAGAGAAAUAGUAGAUGUUUUUUAAAAACAUGGUGACAUGACAAUUCGGAGCUGAUUUCAAUAAGGCUCAGCUAUCCUACUCCUACUCAACACUGUCUUAAAGGAACACAGGACUAAAUACCUCCGUCAUCUCAACCAAACAGCCUUUGAUUCAUCACCCCACCUUAGCAAGUGAUUUUUAUCAGAGAAAUUAUCAGAACUGAUUCUGACAUGGUUCUUUAUAGAUAAUCAGCGAUAUACACUGCAGCAAGCCACACUGAAUAGUCUUGAAUCUUGACUGUUAAUCUGUCAGUCCCUAGAAAUAAUUUAGAUCAAUGCUGCAUUCCCAUCACAACCCAAACGUUCAACACAGACCAGUGGUCAAACUUGAGGCUUUUGUGGAACCUCAUGAUUUAGUACUGCAUAAUGUAGUACAUUCACCCAUAAGCCUCAGGAAUGAUCAUAGAACUACUCUAUAACCAUUUUUUUUGAAUUGAGCAAAUAGUUCUCAAACAGCUAGGAGUCAUCUAUGAUGUAGAGGAAAGCAGGUUGUCUAGGUGACAUGAGCUCACCAUGUAAUUAAGGUGAAAGUUUCUCAACGUACAAUAAUUAGAAAAAGAUAAUAUGUUUGCCCAAAUUGUAUGUUGAAUCUUAGUGCAUAGAUAUAUAUAAAUAUAUAUAUUUUAAAAUCUACAUGUAGCAAAAUAUAAAGCAUCAUGUUUCUCAAUAUGGAGAUAGCAAGAACUGCAGAUGCUGGAAGUCAGAGUUGAUACAGUGUGGAACUGGAGGAACACAGCAGGUCAGACAGCAUCAGAGGAGCAGGAAAGUCAAUGUUUCGGGUCAGGAUCCUGUUUCUCACUAUGUUGGGUUGGCCGGAGACAAGGCGAUAGGAUUUUAUUCUUUCGAUUUCUACAUCUUUUCCCUCUCAAAUAAAUAGUCACCUCCAUUCGAGGGUAGAACAGCAGCUGAGAUAGGGAGGGAAGAAUUUCUCUGUAGACGCUGCCUAAGUUCAUCCUAUUGUGGCAAAUGAAUUAAUCUGAUGGACUUACCUAAAUGUAAACUUAAAGCUGCAGUUUUAGAAUGAUAGAGCGCUGCCACUAGGACCCUUCUCUUGUGUCUGUAGUUCUUUUUUGUUCUGGGAUUAAUUCCUCUCCCUUUCAUUUUCUCUCAUCCUCCUCUCUUGAUAUUGCUUCCUGCAAGAGUUUGAUUCCAUGGCCACAUUGUCCCCAACUAUUCACCCAAGUAGCCAUGACUCGUUUGGUGAGCCUGGACAAUAUGUGUCAAUAGACUGAUGCAUUACAGAGGGCAUCUUGACUGAGUGAAGUCCUGAUCCUACCCUCUCCCAGUGCCCACUUUCUAAUAUUAGAAUAGUAAGCAGGAGUAGGCCAAUGGGUCUCUUGAGACUGCAAAAUACCCUGCAAAAACAAACAGAGAAUGCUGGAGAUACUCAGCAAGUCUGACAGCAUCUGUGGUGAGAGAAACAGAGUUAACCUUGAUUCCAGUAUGACUGUUCUUCAGCAGCCCUCCACCCUGAUUAUCUAGCAUCGAAUUACAGUGUCCCUUAAUUUUCUCCCUGAGUUUUGGCCAUCCUGGUAGUAUUGAAUAAAACUAAUUUUAUGAAAAAUAUGAAACCACAAGAAGGCAAUUAAGCUUAUCGAUAUAAUUUUCUUAGGCUGGGCCCCACUAUUAAGAUAAGAGUUGUCAGUUCUCUGCUGCAUUCAGUUUAGGUACAUGCUUCAGGUUGAUCAUUAUCUGUUGUCAUCUCUUACCAUGUUCUCUGUGCAAGCAUUUAAGGUUUACUCAUAAACAGUAAAUAGGGUAACUUUUUCCCUUUCUUUGUUCAGAUGUAGAUAUUUGAAUUACAUAAUCUGGCUUCAUAAUAACUACAGUAAGUAACUGUACUGCCCAUGUGAUGCUGAGCAAAAUAACCUUCACCAGACACUUGGUCUGCACUGAUUUUAACCAGUCUUGACCAAGGUGGUAUUUUGGUAAAAAUGUUCUGAGUGACCCUGGCCUGGCGAGAAAAGAGGAAUGUUCAGCCACUUAUCCUGUCACUCAUUAUUGAUCCCUUUUAGAAAGGACACAUGGGAAAUAGAUUUCAAGCAAGAACAAUUAAAACAGUUAACCCUAACCCUCAUGAUUUUCUACCUUCUUGACUUCAUUUUAAGAAAUUGCUAAUCAUUGCUUUCAAUCACAGAGAUUCCCUGCCAGUACAUCCAAAUUCAUCAUUUCUUUAUGAUGAAUUUCUUUAUUUCUUUUCUUGGGCCAGAUUUGAUAAGUCAGCUGGACUUUUCCUGUCCUACUUCAAAACUUCAGAAAGUUUUGCUAAUGCUGCUAACCUGACAUUUCUCUCCUCAGGAUGAUAUUUAAUUUUCCAAAACUUAGGUUCUUACAAUCUCUUGGGAGUUCUUUAGAAUAUGAAUCUCAUUAACUAUAUAUUAAUUUUGAGAUUUUCACCUGCCAUCUUCCUUGUGCUGAAAGCAAGACUCAUUUUUGAAGGGAUUGUGGGGAGGAGUGAACGUUUAUAGGUGUAUAAUGUACGUAUGUGAAAAUCAAUUGUCAGAAUCCUGGGAUAAACAGCAGCCGGCAACAAACAGCCCAGGAGAUGGGACAACCUCCUCGACUAUGGAAUGGUUCUGUAAAAUGCAGGAAGGUUGCUCACCCUGAACACUACAGCAAUAUAAAGAGUAUUAAAUAACCACAGAAUCUUGAUUUGCAAGUUAGACAGUUAUUCAAAAUACUUUUGUUCCUGGGUAAGUACAUAUAAACUGUCAAGGAACAGAGGUAUUUGUUUUGGAGUCUUUAUUUCUUCCCCUCCAUUCCUGAACCCUGAUUUCUAGGCUUUUGUGCAGUUCAGAUGUAUCUGUAAACUAUUCAGAAAUGGAGGGAAUCACAUCUAAGCUUGAUCCUGUCCUUGCUUAUUUCCACAUGUGCAUAUUUUCUAGCGAUCAAAAGGAAGUACUAGUUGUGCGUCUCCCUUCUACACCUCCAAAACAGAAGAUUUUGCUCUUUGCAAACACUUCCAAUGCUGGUCUGAUUUGAGCUUCUUACAGCCAAGGAAUUGAAGCUUGAGCCUUAUAUUUGUUUGCUGCCCUAUUGCAUUUUCUCAUGGAACAUGUGUUGAAUUGACCUUGGAAUAGUACUACAGUUAACGUGUUUGUCAGCUAUACAGUAGUGGAUCUGGGAUGAGAUGGAAGAAAAUUGUACAUUUGGCAUGUCUGCAUUAUGUUACCAUAAAAUGCAGGCAAAAAAGCACUUACACUGCAGUCCACAUACAAAAUAGUUUCGUAAUCCUAAUCUUGUGCCUUGCCCAUCAUAGAAUUACACAGUAAAAAAUGAGAAAGGCCGUUUUGCCCAUCAUGUCUAUGCUCAAAUUUUUGUCAUAGCCCUGUAAUUUAUUUUUCUUCCUGGAAGUGUUUAUCAACUCUCCUUUAUUACUGUUGAAAUUACUUUCACUACCUUUACAGUCAAUACACAGUAAAUCAUAGCAAUGCGUCACACUCUGCUUCUUUUGCCAGUUGCAUUAAAUAAUUACAAAUCCUCCUGUGAGUGGGAAACUGUUUCUCCUAUUCUACUUUAUCAAAACCCCUCAAUUUUCAAUACUGCUGUUAAAUUUCUCCUGAACAUUAUUUGCUCAAAGGAGAACAAACUCGUUAUCAACUGGAAAUGUUUUAAAUGUUUUGAUUAAUUUGAAAGAUAAUAUAUAAAAGGAAAGUUUAAAUAAUUCUAUUUAAUAGGCAUUGUCCCCACGCUGUGACAUUGUGAUUUAUUUUUUAUAUUCUAUCUUAAAAUACUCAUAUCUUUAUCUUCCUAAUUAAUAACACCUUCAAUUUCUAGUGUUAGCUUAUCCUUUUUGAAUGCUAUAUUGAAGAAGUCAGGUCUAUUACUAAUAUUCAUCCUCCGCUUGUAACACUAAAUUAUUUAGUAUUUAUUAAAGUAUGUCAAUAUUUAAUUAAUUAUUAUUUAAUAUUUUGCUCCAUUAGGGCGUGUGUCCUGACAGGUUCCAACAUAUUUUUUAUUUAAUUGUAGAUGUUGCACUUAAUCCCCCAAGAUUUCCUUGGGUUACUCAGGUAAUACAUGCCAGCUUUGUCUGAAUAAAGACAACACAUUUCUUGUCUAUGCUGCAUGUGUGAGCUCACUCAAUUAGUCUGUAUUGUAUUCUUCAGUCUGCCUGUCUCUAUGUUGACUUGUAAACAGUUGUGUAAUCUUCAACAAGUCAUUAAAAACUGGUUUAAAACUGA